This is a messenger RNA of Trypanosoma cruzi, 810 nucleotides long. RefSeq lists its product as uncharacterized. The record is from RefSeq and is a predicted model, not a curated record. NCBI's taxonomy places the organism in Eukaryota, Euglenozoa, Kinetoplastea, Trypanosomatida, Trypanosomatidae. Bases 1 to 810 code for a protein of 269 amino acids. The transcript has a single exon.
AUGGAGCAGUUGUCGUCUGUGGCGAGUCGCGCGUUCUUUGGAGCAGCAGGCCGCAGCUUGGCGCAUGACGAGAAAUAUCCGGAGACCCCUUUUCUCUUUGGAAGCACGACCGUCUGUGUACAUGGAAAAUGGUAUGUGGAGAAUCUAACAUGUGAUUGCGAUGCUGGGUGGGCCAGCGACCCGCAGCAGAAUGCUCUUGCUCCGAAGUUUUUUUUGUGUAAUCUCAGUGUCCCGUUGCCCCUUGCGUCCAAAAAGGAUUUUCUUGAUAACUUUUUGGGCGGUAAGUUCUCUCCAACAACUCUUGUUACUUUUAUUUUUCUUUUCAUUGCCGUCAUCAGUUGUUUUAUUUGCCGCUGCAUUCGUUUCUGCCGUGAAUCUGAUGCCACAAAUGAACGCACUCUGCAACCGCCGCAAAUGCAGGAGGGGAUGGUGAGUGUGCCUGCUGAAUGCCCCAAUCAGUUAUUCGGUUCAGUUUCGGCUGCUCCUGCGUACAUGAUGUCGCCGCCGAGGUACCCGGAAUUUACAACUCAUCUACCGGCCGAGUCCCCGUAUCAAAACCUCUCCGUUGGAUUUGGGCAUGCGUACAGCCACAACGACCCCUUUGCUGAGCAACCCAUACAGAUGGAGGAGCCGCAACAUGCAACCGGCAGUUUAUAUCCCUUCACGAGCCACAACCAGCUGAUGCCUGAAGAUUUACAGAAUGGCGGUGUUGGCGGGGCGGAGAAGGGACCGUUUACUCUCCGGCAUCUCACUCAUUUUAAAGAGAAGUCAUCACAGGAUAACUUCAUUCCCACAACAAACCAUGGAUAG